AUGGCUCUGUUAAGAUCUUACCAUUCGCAGCGCUUCUGCCGAGCGGCGCUCAGCGCCCGCAAUGGCAUCGCAAGGCCCCCGCGAUUCUCGACGAGUGCUCUCCUCUCCGCUGCAAAGCCGGCCGACGCAAAGACGAAGGAGCAAAAUACGCCCGCGUAUGACGCCCGAAAAGAUGUUCGCAAGAGAAUGGGUGUCCCGAAGGACGUUGCCAUCAUCGGCUCUGGAAUCACCGGCCUGACGACGGCACAUUACCUCGCGAAAUGGCUCCCGGAGACAUCCCGCAUCACCAUCUACGACGCGGCGAACCGCACCGGCGGAUGGAUCAAUACACAAACGGUCGACGUCAACGUGGACGGAAUCGGGGGCAAGGUGCGCUUCGAGCGUGGCCCGAGAACGCUGCGUGGUAUGGGAAGGGACAUAUGGAAGUUCGACGAUCUCGUGUUCUGGGACCUCCUUAGAGACCUAGAAAUGGUUGAGGAAUACCGUUCGAAGCCGCCGCUCAGUCGCUACAUCUACUACGACGAACGACUGGUCAGCAUGAGUCUGCAGGGCUACUGGAACGAGCCAAUCUAUAACAGUGUCUUUAGCGGCGCCUUCCCAGGCUUUAUCGCCGCCAUCAAACGACGUCUGAAGGCCCGCAAGGAACCACACCCUUCCGAUAUGUCUGUCGCCGAAUUCGUUAAAUUCGCCACGGGCAAGCCGCAGCUGGUGGACAACUUGGUAUCAGCCAUGAUCCACGGCAUAUGGGGUGGCGACGCUGACAAGAUCAGCAUGCGCAGCUUCAUGCCUGCCCAGUGGUGGAAGUUUUUCUACGAGCCCUCCAAAACCAGUUCGGACGAAAAUGAUCGUGAAAACCACAACCGCGUGUUGAUGCCUCGCCAAGAGAUGCAUAUUUUGCAUACAUUAGGUGCAGAUGAACAGUUGAGGUACUUCGUCGAUUACACAAAGAAAGACGCUUUUGUGUAUUUCAAGGACGGCUUGAGUAGCUUGCCAGAUACGAUCGAGAAAAAGCUUAGGUCCAGGAGCAACGUCACUUUCAAGUUGGGCGAGCCGGUCGUUGACCUUCGGUAUAAUGAAAGGCGUGACAAGGCUGCAAUCCUUACCAAGAAGUCUGGGGACUUUGCCUUCUACGACAAGGUCAUUUCCACGACGACAAGCAACACCCUCUACAACAUGACUUCCGGCGCGCUGCCCUCCCUUAAAGACUCGCCAAACGUCUCCAUCAUGGCCGUGAACCUGUGGUACCCCCAGCCAAGGCUGAACAAAAAACAUCGCGGCGUUGGGUACCUGGUCCCCCGCUCCGAGGAAAACAACCCCGAAGGCGUCCUCGGCGUCUUCUUCGACUCGGACGUUCUCGAUGCGGCCCCGGCCCCAGGCGAACCCGAAGGCACCAAGCUCUUCGUCCUCCUGGGCGGCCACUACUGGAACGACAAGGCCCCUCCGACGACGCAAGAGGGCAUCGAGAUGGCCAAGUCCGUCCUCGAACGCCAGCUCGGCAUCCCCGCCUCCACGCCCUGCUUCGCCAUGGCGCACUUCGCAAAGGACUGCAUCCCGCAGCACCACGUCGGUCACUGGCAGCGCAUGGACCGCGCGAGCAGCGAGAUCGAGUAUGCCUUCAACCGCCGCGUCGCCGUCGCCGGCGGCUCGUACGGCCCCAUCGGCGUUAUGGGCGGCAUGCGCGCCGGCUAUGAUUUGGCGUCGCACAUUGCGCGCGUGUCCCUGGACCACGUGGGCGAGACGGGCCUGGGAGCGUACCAGGAACGCAAGCCUGAAUUCUUCCUCUUCCACCGGGAGAUGCUGCACAGGAUCGGUCGCAAUAUUGCACGCGAAGCUUCGUGGUUUUACAGACAGUUUGGAUAG
Messenger RNA from Colletotrichum siamense, 1860 nucleotides. It is a transcript of the gene hem14, whose product is annotated as Protoporphyrinogen oxidase. The transcript is spliced from 3 exons. The coding region runs from base 1 to 1860 and encodes 619 amino acids. Gene Ontology annotation, molecular function: protoporphyrinogen oxidase activity, oxygen as acceptor. Gene Ontology annotation, cellular component: mitochondrial inner membrane. Lineage: Eukaryota; Fungi; Ascomycota; Sordariomycetes; Glomerellales; Glomerellaceae. Gene Ontology annotation, biological process: heme biosynthetic process. The record is from RefSeq and is a predicted model, not a curated record.